Messenger RNA from Vigna unguiculata (cowpea), 1626 nucleotides. Its product is annotated as galactinol synthase 2-like. NCBI's taxonomy places the organism in Eukaryota, Viridiplantae, Streptophyta, Magnoliopsida, Fabales, Fabaceae. Gene Ontology annotation, molecular function: glycosyltransferase activity. The record is from RefSeq and is a predicted model, not a curated record.
ACUCACCUUCUCCAUUCUCCACCAUCACAACUUCAACGAUCCUCUCUCUUAUUCUCUCACACUCUCUCUCUAAGCACUGAACUUCUUUCUACCACGUUCACCAAACAUGGCCCCUGAACUUGUCCCCACCGUCACAAAAUCCACGGCCUCCUUCACCAGCCCCACCACCCUGCCACCACGUGCUUAUGUCACAUUCCUUGCCGGAAACGGUGACUAUGUAAAAGGGGUGGUUGGUCUUGCCAAAGGCUUACGGAAGGUCAAAACCGCCUACCCAUUGGUGGUGGCCUGCCUCCCUGACGUGCCGGAAGACCACCGUAAGAUCCUUAAAUCUCAGGGCUGUAUCGUCCGUGAGAUUGAACCCGUUUACCCACCAGAAAACCAGACCCAGUUCGCUAUGGCUUAUUACGUCAUCAACUAUUCCAAGCUCCGUAUAUGGGAGUUUGUAGAGUACAGUAAGAUGAUAUACUUGGACGGAGACAUUCAAGUAUUUGAGAACAUAGACCACUUGUUUGACCUACCUGACGGUAACUUUUACGCCGUGAUGGACUGUUUCUGUGAGAAGACAUGGAGUCACAGUCCUCAGUACAAGGUAGGGUACUGUCAGCAGUGUCCAGAAAAGGUGCAGUGGCCCACCGAAUUGGGCCAGCCCCCUGCUCUUUACUUCAACGCCGGCAUGUUUGUUUUUGAGCCUAGCAUGACCACUUACCAUGACCUACUGAAAACGUUGAAAGUCACUACUCCCACAUCGUUUGCAGAACAGGACUUCUUGAACAUGUACUUCAAGGACAUUUAUAAGCCAAUUCCUCUGACCUACAACCUUGUUCUCGCGAUGCUGUGGCGUCACCCAGAAAAUGUCAACCUUGAGGAAGUCAAGGUUGUUCACUACUGUGCAGCGGGGUCGAAGCCUUGGAGAUAUACUGGGAAAGAAGAGAAUAUGCAGAGGGAGGACAUAAAGAUGCUGGUGCGUAAAUGGUGGGAUAUCUACAACGAUGCUUCGCUUGAUUACAAGCCAUUAGGGGCAAGUGAAGCUUCAGUGGAUGGUGUUGACAUGGAACCAUUGGAACCAUUGGGACAUCUACCAAAGGUUGUUCAACGUGUUCUUGCUGCACCUUCAGCAGCUUAGGUUGAAAUACAUAUUAUGUUCAUAUCAAAUGGUGACAAAAACAAAGUAAAAAAAUUAUAAAGAUUGCAAAAAGAGAAUGAGAAGGAGUAUAUGAGAGACUUUAAGGUCUAAUUUCUUUCUUUUUCUUUUCCCUGUAGAUGCAGGGAGUGAUCGUGCAUUGCUUUUGAAAGAACCUCGCCACCAUCUUCUAUGUGUAUUUUGUUCUCUAAGAGAUCUUUUUCUUUAAGGUUUUUUUUUUUUUUUAUUUCUUUGAUGUGGCGUUUGUUAAGGUAGGUGGGGUCUGAUCAUAAUUGUCUGGAUCUGGUUUUUGUCCACACGAAUGUGUUAAUUAUGUAUAUUUCUGCAGUCACCGUUUCUAGUAUGGACUUUAUCAUGUCAUUGUAAUAAUUCUAGGGCAAUCCUUAAAGAUGAAGGAAAACUGAUAUGUCCAUUUUUAUGGUCAGAGACCCUUGUUUGUUUCAUGUGAAAUUACAAAGUGUUUUCAAUGUGAUGACCAUUUAGAA